Messenger RNA from Ceutorhynchus assimilis (cabbage seed weevil), 3037 nucleotides. NCBI's taxonomy places the organism in Eukaryota, Metazoa, Arthropoda, Insecta, Coleoptera, Curculionidae. The record is from the annotation of a GenBank genome assembly.
AUACAAAACAACAACAAAAACAAUAAAUUUUUGUAUUUUUCUUUUAUAUUUUUAUCUUUUUGGUUUAUUUAAAGAAUUAUUGUUUGAAUAUUUUAUCAAGAUUUCACGCAUCCAAGCAGUUCCUAAGUAAAUCUAGCUUCUACAUAAACGUUACAACGAGGACAAUGGUAUAGCUUGGAAAAAAAUGCAUUUUUUUCAUCUGUUAAUAUGCCUGAUUUUGAUAUCGCCAAUUUGGUCGCUUUUACCGCCAGACGACAGCAGUUGCAACAAUCAAUGCUUCCACCAACCACCUGAAGCAUGUCCAUCUGCUGAAAGCACCUGCAGAUGUCGCCGAUUACCGAACUGUCAAAAGGCCGCUAUCUGUUGCAAUGUUAAUUACUUUACACUCAAGGAGGGACUAGCUUGUGGGAAUAUAACUGCUGUAGGUGGUAUAGAAUCAUUACAUAUCCGUAACGCGACAUUUGAGUCCUUCAACGUGAAACUAUCAAACUCAGUAUGGAGAAACUUGCGUUACAUGACCAUCACAGAUGGAAACAUAAGCAGAAUCGACGGAGAGUUUGCCAAACAUAGUAGAAUUUCGUGCCUUAACUUAUCCUCGAACCAUAUCAACGCUAUUGAAGAUAGAGCGCUAGGAACACUGUACAAUUUGAGUAUUUUGGAUCUUUCGCACAAUAAUUUGACUGAACUUCCUAGUGUGAGGAAGGAGAGUGUUACUUUAGAUAUAUCGAAUAAUACAAAUCUCAUUUGCUCAAAACUAACAAAUACGCUCAUUAGCCGUCCCGAAAUAAUUUUUAUCAGCGAAAAUCAGACGUUUUGUAUCACAACCAAAGAUUACGAUUGGUUUCAGUCAGCAGAUAUUUUGCCAUUUUCUCAAGUCAAAGCUGGUCACGAGCUGCAGAAAAACUGCCACCGUAACUGCACUUGUAAAAUUGACAGGUACGUAUCCUUGCAAGGCAAAAGUUCAACUUACCAGGUGGCUGUAAAUUGCUCUGGGAAAAAGUUUCUCAGUUUGCCAGUGCCUCUGCCUGAUAAAACCAUAUCGUUGGAUGUUAGCCAUAAUAAUAUAACGUCCAUUAAAGAAAUGAGCGAUCCGUCCUAUGAAAAUUUGAGAUGGUUUUUUGCUGACGACAAUCAAAUUUCUUCAAUUCAGCCUUUGGAGGGAACAAAAUUUAUAAGCAAUUUUGAUACGCUAAGCUUAUCACGCAAUAGAAUCAAAAUUUUUGAAACUUACGUUCUGGAUAAUGUAGAAUUUCAAAGAGUAAGCAUAAACAUAAGAAAUAUUUAUUUAGGGUACAAUAAAAUUAAUUGCGACUGUAACACUAUGAAAUUAAAGGCGUGGUUGUUGUCAAAACUCAGCCACAUACCAGAUCACGAUAAUAUAAAAUGCGAUAAUAUUAACGUAAAAGUAACUGAAUUAGAUGCAUCGAAGAUGUGCCAAAGCUCACAAGAUUGGACCGACUAUAUUUACUAUAUUAUUACAGCUGAAGUUGUUUUGUUAGUAGGCUUAAUCACAAAAGUCUCCUACGACUACUGGGUGUUCAAAACGGCUGGUUAUCUGCCUUGGCCCGCCAACAAAAUGCCCAGAUUGCCUUGUGAUUGGUUGUGCGAAUAAAGCAGCUUUACAAUUUCUUAUUGGAUGGAUCCAAAUAGAAAAUGAUUUUUGUGCAAAAUUAUCAUCAACGACUUUUAAAUGAAUAUUUUUGCGAUGCUUUGUUGAAACACUAUUAGCUUAUGCCAAUGACUGUUAUAUAUUGUUAGAAAUGUAUGUUAUACAAUAAUUACAUAUUUUUAUAUUAUGUAUUAGGUAUGUAAAGUAGGUACAUAUUUUAUACCUACCUAUUCAAUUUAUGAUAGUAGGUACCUAGCUUAAAGGGUGCCUUAAUUUAAAAGUUUUUAUUUUUGCCUUCCAUGUAAAAAAGUUUUAUUUAACGCUGUGUCUAGCCUCCCGGCACCGGUAUUCAUAUGAAUCCCGGCUAUGACGCGUUUUCAGUGACGUCAUCAACAAGCACCGGUAACUGUCGCGGAUCCCGGCUAUUGCAAUACAAGAUGUUAAUAAUUAUUAUGUUCAUUGGUAUUGGGGCAGAAUUAUUAUGUAGGGUAAAAAAAGUACACGAAGUCGGGCGCGAUAAGCUUUUAUUUAUGGGAAAUAAAAUUAUGAAUUUUAUUAUAUGUACAUAGAAUACAUAGGCAUAAUUCGAACAUAAGUAUAAAUUCUGAAAUAAUCACUACAACUUUUUGGUAUCAAUUGUUCAUGCACAGCUUACACUCCAAACAAAUCCAAUUUUUAGAAAAUUUUGGUAUUUUUUUCAACGUUGUAAAUUUAAUAUGUCUCCAUAGAAGGCAUAAUAGCAUACAUACAGCAUUUCGCCGCGGAUAAUUCUGUGAUUUCGCUGAAUUUUACAGCAUUUUGGAAGUCUGUUUAGCAUUUGAUCUUGUACAGCAACGCCGUUAUUGUUCAGCAACAUCACACAGGGUUCCCCAAAAUUAGAGGUUAAUAUUUUAACUGCGGAUUCUACAUCUGAAGAGCAUAAGUUCCUAUAAACAUGGGUCCGAAAGUACCCUAUUUCAGUGUUAAAAAAGCUAUAGUCCCGAAUAAUGAAUGAAAAUAAACCAUACUAUUCGCUUUUUAAACCACUACUACGAAAAGUGGAUUAGCGAAGUAUUAUUACCAAUACCAAUAUUACAACAAGAAACAAUAAUACACAAAAGCUAUUCCGGAAUUAUUUACAGCCUCAAGCAGCAAGUGAAAUACGACUUUGAAUUUUGAAUCCAAUAGCCGGGAUCCACGAUAAAUCCCAGCGGUCGUUGAUGGACGUCAUUGAAAACGCAUCGUAACCGAGAUUCUUAUGAAUACCGGUGCCGGGAGGCUAGACACAGCGUUUAUUUAAUUUUAAGUUAUGUUUCAAUUUUUGAGUGAAACCUUAAUAUUAGAAUAGAAAUUGCUCAGUUUUAAAAAAUGUAUUUGAACAUUUUAAAAAUGUUAAAGAUUUAGUUACUUUAGUUAUGUAUUAAUAUUAUAUUGUUUUAAAGUAUAAUU